GUUAACCUUGGCGGGCGGGGCCGGCGUGGGGCGGGGCGUCUUCUCUCGGACAUCCGCCAUGGCCACGGCUACGGGCUGCACACCCCAUGGCUGGUGCUCCCGCAUGCAGAGGCCACAUCUCAGCAAGAUGGAGCGGGUGAUCGUGAGUAUGCAGGACCCCGACCAGGGCGUGAAAAUGCGAAGCCAACGCCUUCUCAUCACCGUCAUUCCCCACGCGGUAGCGGGCAGAGACAUCGUGGAAUGGCUGGUCCAGAAGUUCUGCAUCUCGGAGGAGGAAGCCCUGCACCUGGGCACGCUCCUGGUGCAGCACGGCUACAUCUACCCACUGCGUGAGUCCCGAGACCUGACGCUCCGGCAGGACGAGACGCCCUACCGGUUUCAGACCCCCUACUUCUGGACAAGCACGCUGUGGCCAGCUGCUGAGCUGGACUAUGCCAUCUACCUGGCUAAGAAGAACAUCCAAAAACAAGGGGCCCUGGUGGACUAUGAGAAGGAACAUUAUGCCCAGCUGCACAAAAAAAUCAACCAUGCGUGGGAUCUGGUGGUGAUGCAGGCUCGGGAGCAGCUGCGGGCAGCUAAGCAGCGCCGCAAGGGAGACAGGCUGGUCAUUUCCUGUCAGGAGCAGAUCUACUGGCUGGUGAACAGGCCCCCCCCCGGGGCACCUAACAUUUUGGAGCAGGGGCCUGAGAGGGGCUCUUACAACUCCAGUCGAGUGCAGAUGAGCUCGGAUUUCUAUAAGUGUGAGAUCGAGCGCUUCAAGAAGGCGCUGGGCAGGAACCGGGUGAAGUCCUCUGUCUGCCUCGAGGCGUACCUGAAGUUCAGCAGCCAGCACGGCCCGCACGAUCCCAUCAUGUCAGGGUGCCUGCCCAGCAACCCCUGGAUAACAGAUGAUGUCACCUACUGGGCCAUGAAUGCACCCAACGUGGCUGCCCCCACAAAGCUCCGCGUUGAGCGAUGGAGCUUCAGCUUCCGGCAGCUCCUGGAUGACCCCGUGGGGCGUGCCCACUUCAUGGACUUCCUCCAGAAGGAGUUCAGUGCGGAAAACCUCAGCUUCUGGGAGGCGUGUGAGGAGCUGCGCUUCGGCGGCCAGGCCCAGGUCCCUGCCUUGGUGGAUGCGGUGUAUCAGCAGUUCCUGGCCCCUGGAGCUGCCCGCUGGAUCAACAUCGACAGCAGGACUAUGGAGUGGACCCUGGAGGGGCUGCGCCAGCCACACCGCUACGUCCUGGAUGCAGCGCAGCUGCACAUCUACAUGCUCAUGAAGAAGGACUCCUAUCCGAGGUUCCUGAAGUCUGACUUGUACAAGGGCCUGCUGGAGGAAGCUGUGAUCCCGCUGGAGACCAAGCGCUGGGCAUUUCCAUUCUUGAGGAAGCCUCUACAGUCAAGCCCCAGCCCUGCUCUCCAAUCUACCCCUGGGGAGCCAGCAGCAGCCAGCACCCCUGCAGGCGGUGAUGGGGAGUAGCCGGAUCCUGCCUGUCACCUCACCUUACCAUCACCUGCCUGACACCUGUGGGGUCCUGUUCUUCUAAUGGAUACUGUGCCACGGCACUGGUAUCUCCCUGUGUAGAGGGCCCAGUCUUGCUAUGAAGCCCCUUUGCCUCCACUAAGUCCUUCCCUGCCUAGAAAGGACUGGCCCGGCUACUGAUUCCUAAAGAAAGAGUUUGCUGGCUGAGUCUUGCCAGGACAGAACUUGUUUUAGGAGGUAAAAUCAAGGCCCUCAGAGUUUCUGGUGUUCUGUAAUCUUCAGUUCAGAACUCGGUGGCUAUCUCAACUCUAGAGUGUUAAGUCAGUGACUCAUGACUCGUUGGUCUUUGUCCACGCCAUCCUAUUCAUGAGGACUCCUUCACCGUCUAAGUCCCUAAUUCUGCUGAGCUAACCAAACCCAGUGGCUUCUUAGACUGCGCCUGCAGGUUCUUCUCACUGAUAGACACGGCGUCUUUCCCACCUGUCUUCUGAUCAGAUCUGUAGAAAGGCGACUCCAUGCAGUUAUCCUGACUGUAGGGAUCCCAGAUCCUGUCCAGCUUGUCCUGUGCUGCCAACAUUGCUACCCCUACCCCAGAGACAGAAAUAAAGGGGCCACCUCCUUUAGCCAUAAAGCUCCCAAAAGAGCUGUUCUCCGAAUUUCUACAGAAAUAAAAGAUCCAGACCCUUGCUCAGUA
Meriones unguiculatus (Mongolian gerbil) is the source of this 2156-nucleotide messenger RNA. RefSeq names its product regulator of G protein signaling 11 (gene Rgs11). Lineage: Eukaryota; Metazoa; Chordata; Mammalia; Rodentia; Muridae. The coding region runs from base 59 to 1459 and encodes 466 amino acids. Gene Ontology annotation, biological process: regulation of G protein-coupled receptor signaling pathway; intracellular signal transduction; G protein-coupled receptor signaling pathway. The record is from RefSeq and is a predicted model, not a curated record. The transcript has 17 exons.